Messenger RNA from Pectinophora gossypiella (pink bollworm), 682 nucleotides. The record is from the annotation of a RefSeq genome assembly. NCBI's taxonomy places the organism in Eukaryota, Metazoa, Arthropoda, Insecta, Lepidoptera, Gelechiidae.
AUGGCAACAUGAUCUAAUUUUAAUCUUCAAAAUGGAGCAUCUCCACUUAUAGAACAAAUUAUUUUUUUCCAUGAUCAUACUUUAAUUAUUAUUCUUAUAAUUACUAUUUUAGUAGGUUAUAUUUUAACUAAUUUAUUUUUUAAUAAAUAUAUUAAUCGAUAUUUAUUAGAAGGACAAAUAAUUGAAUUAAUUUGAACUAUUUUACCAGCUAUUACAUUAAUUUUUAUUGCUUUACCUUCUCUUCGUCUUUUAUACCUUUUAGAUGAACUUAAUAAUCCAUUAAUUACAUUAAAAUCAAUUGGUCAUCAAUGAUAUUGAAGUUAUGAAUAUUCAGAUUUUCAUAAUAUCGAAUUUGAUUCUUACAUAAUCCCAUCUAAUGAAUUAUCUAAUAAUAAUUUUCGAUUAUUAGAUGUAGAUAAUCGAAUUAUUCUACCUAUAAAUAAUCAAAUUCGAAUUAUAGUUACUGCUACAGAUGUUAUUCAUUCUUGAACAAUUCCCUCAUUAGGAGUAAAAGUUGAUGCUAACCCGGGUCGAUUAAACCAAACUAAUUUUUUUAUCAAUCGACCAGGACUUUACUAUGGUCAAUGCUCAGAAAUUUGCGGAGCUAAUCAUAGUUUUAUACCUAUUGUAAUUGAAAGAAUUUCAAUUAAAAAUUUUAUUAAUUGAAUUAAUAAUUAUUCAU